AUGGAGGAACUUUUAUCAAGACAUCGUAAAGAAAAGAAAGAUUUACAAAAUCAAAUCACAGGGAUGAAGAAGCAAGCUACGAAAUCUCAAAGAAAACAAGUUAAUUCGAAAUGUAUUGAAUUACAAGAGAGUUUAGAGUUGAAACAUUCAAACGAAAUUAAAGAAUGGAAGUCACAAAAUAAUAUGAUUGAUGAAAUUGAUAAGGUUGAAUUCGAGGAAGAUGAAAUAACGCCUGAAAAAUUGCUUGAACAGUUGAAAUUAUCAGCAGGAGAGGAAGAAAAAACUAAGAAAGAUGAUACGGCCACACCUGCACUAAAUCAACAACCAAAGAAACGUCGUAAUAGACAGAAGGAGAAAUUAGCAAAAAGAGAUGCAGAAAUAGCGAGAAUGAAAGAAGAAGCUAGAUUAGAAGCAUCAAAGCAACCUGAUUUGAAAAAAAUCGAACAAGAUUCAUUGAAUCACUUAUACCAACUAAAUAAAGUUAAAGAGUUUGAUAUUCAACCUGAUGGUCAUUGUUUGUUUGCUUCUAUUUUAGAUCAAUUACAAAUACGUCAUAAAAAAAACAUAACGGAGAAAGAUAAUCCUAAAUAUAAAGAUUUGGAUGUUUAUAAACUGAGAAAACUUGCUUGUGACUAUAUUCGUGAAAAUAAAAAUGAUUUUAUCCCAUAUUUAUUCGAUGAAUCUACUAUGAGUUUGAAAGAUAUCGACGAAUAUACCAAAGAAAUGGAAACAACCGCUAAAUGGGGUGGUGAAAUUGAAAUAUUAGCUUUAUCAAAAGUUUUCGAUUGUCCUAUUAGUAUUCUAAUGAGUGGUAGAGCUACUCAUAAGGUGAAUGAACAAGGUACUAAUCCUGAAUUGAAAUUAGUUUAUUAUAAACAUACAUAUGCAUUGGGUGAGCACUAUAAUUCCUUGCAUGAUUUAUAG
Molecule: messenger RNA, 924 nt
Organism: Naumovozyma dairenensis CBS 421
Lineage: Eukaryota; Fungi; Ascomycota; Saccharomycetes; Saccharomycetales; Saccharomycetaceae
Gene: OTU2
Product: deubiquitinase OTU2
Exons: 1
Coding region: 1-924 (307 amino acids)
Biological process (GO): protein deubiquitination
Molecular function (GO): cysteine-type deubiquitinase activity
Source: RefSeq, a predicted model, not a curated record